Humulus lupulus (European hop) is the source of this 912-nucleotide messenger RNA. RefSeq lists its product as uncharacterized. Lineage: Eukaryota; Viridiplantae; Streptophyta; Magnoliopsida; Rosales; Cannabaceae. The transcript has a single exon. The record is from RefSeq and is a predicted model, not a curated record. The coding region runs from base 1 to 912 and encodes 303 amino acids.
AUGGCCAAGCAGCUCAACGUGUACAUGCAGAGUAGUUCUGAGACCGACACACCCAGUCCUAGUCCUUCUUCUACCCUAAUCCAGUCUCCUACAUCACCACCACCAUCAUGGUCGUGGUCGUCCUCAUGGCCAUCGCCCCAAGAUUCUCAUCCUCUGUAUCCUUGCGCCAUGGAAAAUAGGAUAGCGGCGAUCAUGGAUGACGUACAGCUUAUUGUGGACAAUAAUGGACAAGAAGCGCUGAGUAGUUUGGCAAAUGACACUACACCUCGUUCUCCUCAAAAUAUCACACUCAAUCUUAUUGAUUCUCCUACGCUCAGGUCUCUUUAUACCCCUCCUCCCCUACCACAAUACACACUAGCCUCAAUCCAAAAAGAGAUUGAGAUGACCACACUUACACUUGGGCUCCGCUCUCAGCCGCCGCAAGAUUCUCAUCCUCUGUAUCCUUGGGCCAUGGCGCAACCCUGCAAGGUGCGCAGAUUUGGCUACCUGUUGCAAAAUAGGAUAACGGCGAUCAGGGGUGACAUACGGUGCAAGAAUUGUAAGCAAGAAUUCGAGAUGGAGUUGGAUUUGACGAAGGAGUUCUUGGAGGUGGGGACCUUCGUCGAGAGGACCAAGGAGGAUAUGAGAGAGAGAGCCCCGCUCUCUUGGUUAAAGCCCGAACUCCCCAUUUGCCCAUCGUGUCACCAAGACUACUGUGAGCCAGUAGUCAUUGAUUCUCAGAGCGAUGGUUACAAUAUCAACUGGCUCUUCUUGCUGUUGGCUCAACUCUUGGGGUGCUGCACUCUUCAACAACUCAAGUUGUUCUGCAAGACAAAUGAGAUUCAUCGAACUGGGGCUAAGGAUCGACUCUUAUAUCUGACUUACUUGAAUCUCUGCAAGCAACUUCACCCCAAGGGGCCUUUUGAUCGUUGA